AUGCGCCAGAAAGGGCGGCACGUGGGCCCAAGCGCCGUCCUGAUUAGAAGGUGUAAGGGGAAAUGGCAGAAAACUUCGAAGUUACAGUAUCCCAACUGUCUGCACUGCGACCGCUUAUCGCGAAUCAGCAGCGAUGGCUCUAUCGCGCCACCACCCCCUGUACCAUCGAAUGAGAGUGCGACCAGACGGGAGAUUGGCUCGUUGCUCUGCACGCGCCCGAUUGCCCUGCAACGAGCGUCCCUCCGAGCUGCGUAUAUUCCUCCCUUCGGAUUUCCCCCCCCCUUACUCCGUACUUGGGGGGCCAACCGGCGACACCCAGUGAGCCCUGCACGUGGAGCGACGGUGUCAGUCGGGCUGGAUCCAUGGUAUCCUCUCCCCCACCCACCGGUCGAGCGUCUUCCUGCUGUUGAUUGUUGCCGCUGUUGGUAG
Aspergillus neoniger CBS 115656 is the source of this 429-nucleotide messenger RNA. RefSeq lists its product as uncharacterized. The record is from RefSeq and is a predicted model, not a curated record. Bases 1 to 429 code for a protein of 142 amino acids. NCBI's taxonomy places the organism in Eukaryota, Fungi, Ascomycota, Eurotiomycetes, Eurotiales, Aspergillaceae. The transcript has 5 exons.